Molecule: messenger RNA, 369 nt
Organism: Leptosia nina
Lineage: Eukaryota; Metazoa; Arthropoda; Insecta; Lepidoptera; Pieridae
Source: the annotation of a GenBank genome assembly
AUGGAGACAAAAGCAGCAAAAACUUUAGGCAUUAUAGUGGGGGGUUUCGUGUUUUGCUGGCUUCCCUUCUUCAGCGUGUACGUGGUGCGAGCUUUCUGCGGUGACUGCGUCUCUUCUAUUAUCUUCUCUAUAUUAUUCUGGCUGGGCUAUUGUAACUCGGCGAUUAAUCCUCUCAUAUAUGCAUUGUUUUCAAAGGAUUUUAGGUUUGCAUUUAAGAGGAUAAUAUGUAAGUGCUUCUGCGCUGGUGGUGGUUCAAGGCGCGAGUCAGAUGGUGCUGACAACGCGGUUGCAGUAAGAAGAAAUAGGCCGGUGCAUGCUCAUUCACACUCUUUAGACGAGGAGACACACACACCAAACAAUAAUAGGUAA